Talaromyces rugulosus is the source of this 1560-nucleotide messenger RNA. RefSeq lists its product as uncharacterized. NCBI's taxonomy places the organism in Eukaryota, Fungi, Ascomycota, Eurotiomycetes, Eurotiales, Trichocomaceae. The transcript has 3 exons. Gene Ontology annotation, cellular component: alpha DNA polymerase:primase complex. The record is from RefSeq and is a predicted model, not a curated record. The coding region runs from base 1 to 1560 and encodes 519 amino acids. Gene Ontology annotation, biological process: DNA replication, synthesis of primer.
AUGCCUCACUCGGUGUCUUCUAACGACUCUGCGCCCCAUAACAAUGACGAGGAAAUCCUCCCAGAUGCUCCGUCAGCACCCGAAAAUGAAAGCGUGACCGAUGAGCAAAAAGGCCAACCCAACCAAAAUGCCGAGGGCAACGUGAAGCUCGAAGAUUUAUUUGCCAACGACGAUGACGAUGAUGAUGAAUUCCCUGCCUCAAGUGCGCCGGACGUUAAGAUGGCAAGCUCUCCGCCACCAAUUCCAGCAGCUGCGCCUAAAGGCCCUUCUGGGAUAGAUGCAGAAACUAUGCUUGCCUUCUACCAGCGUCUAUUUCCGUUUCGAACCAUGUUUCAGUGGCUAAAUCAUGGUAUCGUUCCUUCUCCCGAUAUGAUCAAUCGAGAAUUUGCCGUCUUCCUACAAAACGAAGCUGUUCUUCGGUAUCAGUCUUACGCAACCGUAGACCUCUUUCGCAAGGAAGUUCUCAGAUUAAAUCCUACCCGUUUCGAGAUUGGGCCCGUAUACACCACGAAUCCACGCGAUCGCAAAAGCCGGCCUGGAAUACAAAUGAAACCCAUUGCGAAAGAACUCGUGUUUGAUAUUGAUAUGACCGAUUACGACGACGUACGCACGUGCUGCUCAGGGGCGCAGAUUUGUCAAAAGUGCUGGGCGUUUAUCACCAUGGCAAUCAAGGUUAUCGAUGGCGCGCUGCGAGAGGACUUUGGCUUUGAACACAUUUUAUGGGUAUACUCGGGUCGUCGUGGUGCUCACGCCUGGGUAGGCGAUCUCAAAGCUCGUCAGCUUCCUGACGAUAGACGCAAGGCAAUUGCGGGUUAUUUGGAGAUAGUCAAGGGCAACGACAAGAGCGGAAAACGCGUCAACUUGAAAAGACCCCUCCACCCACAUAUCGCCCGAAGCGUCAAAAUUCUGGAACCUCACUUCAAUCAAACAACACUUAUUGACCAGGACGUCUUCGUCGGCGAACAGCAAGCGGAGCGUUUACUGUCCUUGAUUCCCGAUAAAAAGCUAUCUGACGCACUACGAAGAAAAUGGGACUCAAUGCCGGACCGUUCUAGUGCAAAUAAGUGGAAUGAUAUCGUUACGCUGGCCCAAACGGUUCCUGGACUGGAUACCAAAGCAGUUACAGAUGCACGAUACGAUAUUGUCCUCGAAUACACAUACCCACGAUUGGAUGCCGAAGUCAGUAAAAAGAUGAUUCACUUGCUGAAAAGCCCAUUCGUCGUUCACCCUGGUACGGGACGUAUAUGUGUCCCCAUCGAUGGACGUGCAAUUGAAGAAUUCAACCCCCUCGCCGUUCCGACAGUGACUGAAUUACUCAAUGAGAUUGAUGAAUAUGACGCCAAAAACCCAGGGGAGCCAGCUCCAGAACCGGAAAUUCCAACAGAAGGAAGUGUCCCUGACCGGAAGAUGCAAGACUAUGAGAAAACACGGCUAAAGCCAUAUGUUGAUUACUUCCGAUCAUUUGUCGCCAACCUUAUGAAAGAUGAGCGAUCUGGCAAGCGAGAGCGUGGUGAGGAGCCGGCUAAAGCCACGACGACGAAUGAUGCCAUGGAAUUUUGA